Colletotrichum orchidophilum is the source of this 1242-nucleotide messenger RNA. RefSeq names its product WW domain-containing protein. Gene Ontology annotation, molecular function: protein binding. The transcript is spliced from 3 exons. The record is from RefSeq and is a predicted model, not a curated record. NCBI's taxonomy places the organism in Eukaryota, Fungi, Ascomycota, Sordariomycetes, Glomerellales, Glomerellaceae. Bases 1 to 1242 code for a protein of 413 amino acids.
AUGGCAGGGCCGACCUCACCGGGCGCCGAGGGCCCCACGUAUGCCCCGCCCCAUCUUCCUGCUGGUUGGAUUGCCCAGUGGGAUGGUGCGAGCAAGAAGUACUACUUCGUGCAGCUUUCCACAGGUGUCUCGCAAUGGGAGACCCCGACAGAUGCCGCGCCCACCGGCGCGACACCUGCCCAGCCUUCCGAUCAUCCUUAUGGUGUUCCUCAACCCGAGGUCAUCACUCAUCCUGACGGCAGCCAGACCGUGCGGCACGCCGAUGGCACCCUUGAACCCGUCAACCCCUCUAUGCCUCCCGACACCACGAGCACGAGGGGCAUCGAUGGCCAGACAGGAGAUCGCGGGCUUGGUAGCAUGGCCAUGAAUGCGCUUCUCGGCGCCGGCAAGAAUUCGAACCACGGCUCCUCUUCCAGCAACCAAAGCGGCUCAAGCCCAUUCGGCGGCAUUGCCAGUCAAUUGAUGAACGGUAUUGGUGGGCACGGUAACAGUCACGGCGGUAGCAGCGGGGGUGGCAAGAGUUCCCUGGGCAAUAUUGGUAGCUCUCUGGCAUCGAGCCUGCUCUCCAGCGGGAAGCAGUCUCAGCAGGGCCAGUCGCAAAACUACCAUGGCGGUCAGUCUUCGGGUCACCAACAACAAGGUGGCCUUGCUGGAUCUUUAAUGGGCGGCGUUGCCACCAUGUUUGGCGGAAACAAGCAGAGUCAUGGUAGCAACAACGAUUUCGGUUACUCCAACAAUGCUUCUGGCGGCGGCGGCGGCGGCGGCGGCUACACAGGCCAGGCUCCUCCUACUUCUUAUCAGCCACCUGGUUCAUCUUCGCACAACCAGCACUCGUCUACCCCAACGGGAGGUUCAUACCACUCCCCCGCGCCGAACCAGGGUCAGAACCAUUCGCAGCAGUCAUAUGCACCACCGCCUAAUCAGUAUCCCCCUCCGCCAAAUCAAGGUCAACCGCAUCACAACAACUCCUACGGCGCUCCAUCUCAACAGUCUCACACUCAGUCAUACCCACCUCCACCCGCUGGUGGUGCCCCUUCAUAUGGUCAGCACGCUACCUACAGUGCCCAGCCAAAUCACCAGCAGCAGCAGCAGCAGCAUCAACCGCAGCAACAAUACGGAGGAUAUAACCCGGCCACUUAUGCUAGCGGCCCCCAAGGCCCUCAAACUGGAGGAGGAUAUCCCAGUCAACCUUCGUACGGCAGCCAGCCGUCCCAACAACCCAGCUAUGGCAACCACUACUAG